AUGUAAAUAGUAAGAUUGAAUAUUUAAGCUAAUACCUCAAGGAAUAGACCCCUUAAAUCACCAGAGAAAAGGUUAACUACAACAAUAUAAUUUCCCAAUUAUAUAUUCUUAGGUCCUUAGGAAAACAUAAAAAUUGUGAAAUAUUCAAAGACCAUUAUUUCAAGUAGUAUCAAGUUGUUAAGAUCAAGUUCACCAUAAAAAACUUAAAACAUAAGUUUAGCUUUAGAAUUCGCUCAUGCCUAACCUAAACAUUAAAAAACAUAAAGUGUUCAACUUAGUCAAUAAAAUGUUGAAUAAUUUUUCAAAACUUAAUUCUAGAAUCAUGAAUCAAUUCAAGGUAAACCAUAUCCUUUAUCAAAAUAUGGUUAUGGACUUGUAAAUAAUCAUAAAUCUGAAAUGACUUUAGAUACAAUAAGUGAUUAUCCAAAUACUCCCACUUUAACAGUUCCUGCGUUAAAAAUUGUUGAUAAAGCAAGUAAUGUUUGGAGUGGAAAUAAAUUCAAUUUAUCAAAGAAAUUAAAUGGAUCAAUUCAAUUCUAAAAUGGAUUUGUUUAUGAAGGAGAAUUAUUGAAUUGUGAUAAUACAAUAAUAAUAGAUGGUUAUGGAAAGCUAUUUUGUGAUGGAUCAAAAUUGAGAAUAAUUUAUGAAGGAAGAUGGAAAAAUAACUUAUUUCAUGGAAAGGGAAUAUAUUUCAAUCAAUACUAAAUUGAAUCUUCUAAAGAUUGGCAUUUUAAUUGGAAAAUGAUUUAAGGUAAGAUAUUAAUUAUAUAUUAUUAGGAACUUUCAAUAAAGGAGAAAUAAUACAAUGUAAAAUUGAUUUUUUCUUAAGUGAAGAGAUAUUGUUACAUAAUAUAGAUUACUAAUAAUGA
Messenger RNA from Paramecium pentaurelia, 869 nucleotides. Lineage: Eukaryota; Ciliophora; Oligohymenophorea; Peniculida; Parameciidae. The record is from the annotation of a GenBank genome assembly.